AUGGCUUCCACGAAGGAUCGUCUAGAGGAGUUGGAAGCUAGUUGUGGGAUGAUGCAAGACGAGCUGCAGAAGGUGAAUGUAGCUAUGGUGGAUAUCAAAGGAGAUCUCGAUGAUAAGUUUCGAAGAAUGGAAGAAUCUUUUAACCGUUUAAUGGAAACGGUGGUGAACAAUCGAGAUCUUGGAGGAUCAGCUGGAUCGCGAGGGAGCAGGAGGACAGAAGGAGACCAAACUCAUGUGAACGGAUAUCGCGGGGACCAUGUCAAUCCAUUCGCCGCAACCACAUCCAACGCCAUACCAACAUCCAACGCCAUACCAAUACGUCAUGUGAAACUUGAGUUUCCAAGGUUUCAAGGAGGUGAUCCCACUGAUUGGAUGAUCAAAGUGAAGCAAUAUUUCGAGUACCAUAACAUGCCACCGGAUCAACUUGUGAACUUCACCUCAUUUCAUCUCGAGGGUGUUGCAAGCGGGUGGUGGCAAGCAACGUCAAAGGCGCUUCGGAAUGAUUAUAGACCGAUCACUUGGGAGGUCUUUGAAGAAGAACUGUGGGUACGCUUCGGACCCAACGACAGAGAGAAUUUUCACGAGGCGUUAACCCAGAUCCGACAAACGGGUUCAUUGGAUGAUUAUCAGCAAGAGUUUGAGAGGUUGCAAAACAAGGUUCACAGAUGGUCGCAAGAGGCGUUAGUCGGAGCCUUCAUGGGUGGACUCCACCACUCCAUCUCUAAUGGAAUACGUAUGUUUCAGCCUAAGUCCUUACGCGAAGUUAUUAAUUACGCGCGGUUGAAAGAUGGACAGUUGCAGCGCCAAAGACGGGAGUUUCGCCGACAACCGUUCCGGGCAAUGACCUCAAGCCCAAACACAAGCACAGAAAAUCGCAACAAAGAACCAACAAGCCAAACUCCAAAACGGUUAUCAUGGGAGGAGUUACGGAGGAAGAGGAGUCUUGGUUUGUGCUUCAGCUUCGACGAACGAUACACGCCAGGCCAUAAAUGCAAAAAGCCGCAGCUGUUACUCAUGGAAGCUGAAGACGAUGAGGAAGACGAAGAGGAAGUGCCGAAUGAGACAGUUACAGAACCAGAGAUUACAUUGGAUGCACUUACGGGCUGGGAUUCCCCACGAACCUUGAGAAUUCAGGCAACUAUCAAUCACCGACAAGUGGUAGCCCUCAUCGACAGCGGAGCAACACACAAUUUCAUCAGCGAAAAAGCGGCAAACCGUCUAAACUUGAAGCUGACACCGACAAAACCCUUCACAGUUCGGGUGGCUGAUGGGAAUCCACUACAGUGCACCGGGAAGUAUCACGGGGUGGCGAUUGAUUUAGGCAGCGUCGUAUUCAACAUCGACCUAUACCGUCUACCGAUAACAGGGCUUGAUUUGGUUUUGGGCAUACAAUGGUUGGAGCUGCUGGGUCCAACUGUUUGCGACUGGAAAGCCCAUUGGAUGAAGUUUAAAUGGACCGGCAAUGAACACAUGUUACAAGGAUUAGCAACAGGCCAAAUCAAACAGGCCCAAGAAGAGGAAGUGUUUUAUGAAGCCCGAAAAGGACAUAUGCUAUUUGCAUUACACGUUGUAGACCAAGACGGCGCCGUUCCAGUCAUCCCUGUAAACCUUCAACCCCUUAUCGAUGAAUUCGCCGGAUUGUUCCAAACACCGAAGGAGCUGCCACCAAAUCGCGAUAUUGAGCAUCAGAUUGCAUUAAAGGAAGGCUCAGAUCCAAUGAAUGUACGGCCAUAUAGGUAUGCUCACUUUCAGAAAGAGGAAAUCGAGCGUCAAGUGACAGAGAUGCUGCGAGCCGGUUUGAUUCAGCCAAGUUCUAGUCCAUUUUCAUCCCCUGUUUUGCUCGUCAAGAAAAAAGACGGAUCGUGGCGCUUUUGUACUGACUAUAGAGCAUUGAAUGCGGCAACGAUCAAGGACCGUUUUCCUAUUCCUACGGUGGAAGAUAUGCUCGAUGAGCUUCACGGAGCAAAGGUGUUUACGAAAUUGGAUCUUACUGCGGGCUAUCACCAGGUGCGAGUUCGACCCGAUGAUACACAUAAAACGGCGUUUCGCACUCAUAACGGACAUUAUGAAUAA
This is a messenger RNA of Eutrema salsugineum, 2073 nucleotides long. RefSeq lists its product as uncharacterized. The record is from RefSeq and is a predicted model, not a curated record. NCBI's taxonomy places the organism in Eukaryota, Viridiplantae, Streptophyta, Magnoliopsida, Brassicales, Brassicaceae. The coding region runs from base 1 to 2073 and encodes 690 amino acids. Gene Ontology annotation, biological process: proteolysis. The transcript has a single exon. Gene Ontology annotation, molecular function: aspartic-type endopeptidase activity.